Suillus paluster is the source of this 822-nucleotide messenger RNA. RefSeq lists its product as uncharacterized. The transcript is spliced from 2 exons. Lineage: Eukaryota; Fungi; Basidiomycota; Agaricomycetes; Boletales; Suillaceae. The coding region runs from base 184 to 690 and encodes 168 amino acids. The record is from RefSeq and is a predicted model, not a curated record.
UCAAGUUCCUAUUCCAUGUUGUAUACCUCGAAGACCUACUUCCUUUCGCCGCAAUUGCGCCCCCAUAAUAGCUACAAACUUCGUCGAUAACGCACCUCCUUCGUACGACUCAAUUUCUGCGUCUGCAUCAUCAGCGGCUUCUAUUCAAUCUAAACAACCAUCUGCAUUUCCUUUUUCAAUCAGAUGCGUUGCAGAUCGGUCAGUGAUGCGCCUGGGAAAUCCAUCAGGAACGCGCCUGCCUUGGACGACAAGAGUUACACGGUUGUGUUACCAGACCUAUCUCGCAUCCGUGAUCUUGUUUCCGGUCCCGAUUUCACUCCGUCCUUGGUCGACGGAAUUGUCAAUGUCUGCGCUGCUGCUCUCCCAGCUGCACAAUUCUCUGACCUCUUGCAAACACCCAACAUCGAGGGUCGCUCCGCGCUGUAUUGGGCAAUCGUGAACAACCGGAGAGAGGCCUUGUCGGUUUUUGCUACACUCAUUCCCGAACUUUCGUCUGAUUGCUCUUCUGACUUUCGUCUCGCGUGCAUGGCAACUGGCGACCACGCAUCGUUUACGCAGCUGGAGUUGGGAAAUCGUGAUGCCAAGGAGGAAGGGUCGAGACGCUUCUUAGGUUGUCCACCGGAUAAGAUUGACACAUCGGGGGUUUCAACAUUUUCCCUUUUGCAAUAUUUCAAUCAAAAGCAGAUCUAGACCUGGCUAGAGCAUUCCAGACCUAGCCUAGAGCGUUCCAGAGCACUCUAGAUUACCUUUCGAAUGUAAUUUCACUGGCGGCAAAAGGUGGUAAAAUGUCAGUUUCCCCGCUGUGUGAGGUGCAUGAACUUG